UCAUCACAAAAAUAUAUAUAUAUUAAAUCCUAAACCCUAAAUCCUAAAUCCUGUUCUCCUCCAUUAUGAUUCUGGGUUCGUUGAAUGCGGCUUCAAGCUUUUCGCUCUUUGCCCUCCAUCAAACUACUGCUCCCUCUUUGCCCUCAGCGUCUUCCAAAACUAGCUGAAGACAUUCCCCAAAUCGGUCAAAAUUGAAAAGUUCAUUCCAAUUCUCAAUAUUCAAAGCUUUGUUGUUUUCAUUGAUGGGUUUGCCGAGGUUUGGGCGUCCCAAGAAUGGUGUUGAACUGAGUCCAAACCUGUAUGUGGCAAAUUGUGGACCUGCUGUGGGGAUCUCCCAUGAUGACAUUGCAUCUGUUUUCUGCAAAUUUGGGGAGCUCAACGGGGUUUAUGCAGCUGAUGAGAGUGGCACACGUGUCAUUGUGUCUUUCUCUGAAGAGGGUUCUGCACAAUCUGCAUUCAAGGCAUUAGAUGGAACCCCAUGUCCUGAACUCGGAGGAAGGUCCUUGCAUAUUCGUUAUUCAGUGAUUCAGCCAACUCCAAAGGAUGAAGUGAGUGACAUGGUUCCGGUAUCUAUUAAUGCAUCGGAAUUGAGUAUUCCGGGACUUUACCUAGUGCACAACUUCAUUAGUGCUAAAGAAGAAGAGGAAUUACUCCAAGCUGUUGACAGUCGGCCUUGGAACAGUCUUUCCAAAAGAAGGGUUCAACACUAUGGUUAUGAAUUUCGUUACGAUAUUAGGAAUGUUAAUACGAGACAUUGCUUAGGUGAGCUUCCAUCUUUUGUUUCUCCAAUACUUGAAAGAAUCUCAUCAUGUCCAACUUUCAAGAGUGCCGAACAUAUUGUUUUGGACCAACUUACUGUAAAUGAGUAUCCUCCUGGGGUGGGCUUGUCCCCCCAUAUAGAUACCCAUUCAGCAUUCGAAGAUUUAAUUUUCAGCCUUUCAUUAUCAGGGCCUUGUAUAAUGGAGUUCAGAAAAUAUGAAAAUGGUGAUUGGCAUACUAAAGUUGCCUCAAGUGCUGUUUCAGAAGGAGGAAGUCCGGAAGACGAUUCAAAUUUUUUAAGGAAGGCUAUCUAUCUACCCCCUCGAUCUUUGCUACUCUUGUCUGGAGAAGCACGUUAUGCAUGGAACCAUUAUAUUCCACACCACAAGAUUGACAGAGUGAACAGCAGAGUCAUCAGAAGGGCAUCAAGAAGGGUCUCUUUCACAUUUCGAAAGGUGUUCAUUCUGCUGAUGAAAUGUGGUUUCACUCGAACGGACUGAUAUUACAUAAUAAUACGAUGGGGUUAUUCUGGAAGACCAUGAUUCUUUAUUUUUAGCAAAGUUUAUUUUUCAUAUCUUUCUCCGCUCCAAAAUAUUGUACCAAAAUACAUUUGGGUUGUGGAUAAUACUCUCUUACUGAUUUCACAAGUUGCACUGGCAAUUUAGAAAAGCAAUUUAUG
Molecule: messenger RNA, 1438 nt
Organism: Arachis ipaensis
Lineage: Eukaryota; Viridiplantae; Streptophyta; Magnoliopsida; Fabales; Fabaceae
Source: RefSeq, a predicted model, not a curated record